CCCCAACCGUCGUGGUACGCGGACGUGUUGCUGCUCUGUCCUAUAGUAACUUAACCUCAGUGCUGUGAUGGUGCAGAAGUGCUGGUGAUAGUGCAGUGACGAGAUCAGUGCCCAGUGUCGCACGUGCUUUGUGCACCUGCCAGAUACCGUUGUGGUACGCUUCGGUGCUCCGGUUAAUAACUUCGGAUACGCAGUGACUGUGCUAAGAAGCGAGGAAAGCUUUACCUGUAUCGAUUACGUACGAAAAUGUUUUUCCAAAAGUGAUAAAAACUGUGAUAAUACACAAAUGUGAACUUGAAACUUAAAUUCCUAGUGAAAUGAUCUCAAACUAAAAUGGAGCGUAAACUAACACGCGAGGACUUUAUGCGGAAGAGUUUUCGGGCUCCCCGGACGUCGCCGGCGCCCGAGAACCACGAGCCGGCCGUCAACGGAGCCCCGCCGCCUUCGCCGGUGUCUCUCUCCAUGCUGGAGCGAGCCGCCCCACCGCCACGGACGCAGUAUGAGAUAACCUCUUCAGGCAUCGCCCCUAAACGCCUAGAGUUCAACAGAGCUCAUCCCAUACACCUCAAGUCGUUCCAAGCGCCUGAACCUCCCGAUGACACCAACACUCCACCUUCCGAUGAUGUGCUACGCACUUUGGAACGGCAGAUCGGUGAAAUGGAGCGAGGCUUAGAAAGAGCUCAGAAUGGAACAGUAGCCGUCGACGAGAGAGUGCGCUACGCCGAACACGAAAACCUCCUCAGAACUGGUGUUUCCUCAGUCGGCGGGGGAGGUUAUCUCGCUGCUGAUUCCGACACGGAGCACGACGUCGUACCCUUCAAUAGAAAUGAAACUACCCGCAGCAGUACUGGUGCUACGGCUCCCACGGUACGGCCGGCACCCAGGCUGGCAAGAACUCAUUCCGACACACAGCAGCACCAAGUCGCUGCUACUGCUCGUCUCAUGCGAAAACUCGCUGACGGCGGCGCGAAGGAGGAAAAAACUAGGGUCAUCUCCCGAAAAGCUAUCCAAGCGCGCAUGGAAAAGGUCAAGAACUCCGUGGUCGGAACCAAGCAUGAGCAUAGAGUCCUGGCCGAGCACAGAGCCGAACCUCCAUCUUCAAGAACUCCAACCUCGCCCGUGUCGCAACGCUCAUCCAUACAGAGCGCAUCGGAGUCGUCCGCGGGCGCGGGCGGUGGCUCCACGACCGGCAGCGUUCGGGUCUCCUCGCGGUCCAGAACCUCCGAGGAACCGCACAUUGGAAAGUACAAGCUGCUCAAGACGAUCGGUAAAGGCAACUUCGCGAAGGUGAAACUCGCCAAACAUGUGCCCACCGGCAAGGAGGUGGCCAUCAAGAUCAUCGACAAGACCCAGCUCAACCCUGGCUCGCUGCAGAAACUCUUCAGAGAGGUGCGGAUAAUGAAAAUGCUGGACCACCCGAACAUCGUGAAGCUGUUCCAGGUGAUCGAGACGGAGAAGACUCUCUAUUUGGUCAUGGAGUACGCUUCGGGAGGCGAGGUGUUCGACUACCUGGUGUUACACGGACGCAUGAAGGAAAAGGAAGCGCGCGCCAAGUUCCGGCAGAUCGUGUCCGCCGUGCAGUACUGCCACCAGAAGCGCAUCAUACACAGGGAUCUCAAGGCGGAAAACCUCCUGCUAGACGGCGAAAUGAACAUUAAGAUAGCAGAUUUCGGGUUCUCCAACGAGUUCACGCCAGGCGCCAAACUCGACACCUUCUGCGGUAGCCCGCCCUACGCCGCGCCAGAACUCUUCCAAGGCAAGAAAUACGACGGCCCAGAAGUAGACGUGUGGUCGCUGGGUGUGAUCCUGUACACGCUCGUCUCGGGCUCAUUGCCUUUCGACGGCUCCACUCUCAGAGAGCUCAGGGAAAGAGUGCUGCGUGGGAAGUACAGAAUACCGUUCUACAUGUCAACGGACUGCGAAAACUUGCUAAAGAAGUUCCUCGUCCUGAACCCGGGCAAGCGAGCCUCUCUGGAGAGCAUCAUGCGCGACAAGUGGAUGAACACCGGCUACGAGGACGAUGAGCUGCGGCCUUUCGUCGAACCGCAGCAGGACUACAAGGACCAUAAACGGAUAGAGGCUCUGGUGUGCCUGGGGUACAAUCGGCAGGAAAUCGAGUAUUCGCUGGCGGAAGCGAAGUAUGAUGACGUGUUCGCCACAUAUCUGCUACUUGGCAGGAAAAGUACUGACCCGGAGUCGGACGGCAGCCGGUCGGGCUCGUCGCUGUCGCUGCGCAACGCGGCGCCCGCCAACGCGGCGCAGGCCACCGCCGCCAAUCAGCACUCAGGCGGGGGCGGCUCGCCCGGGCACCGCGGCGUGCAGCGCUCCAUCAGCGCCACGGCGCGCCCCAGCAGCUCGCGCCGCGCCAGCUCCGGCGCCGACGUGCUGCGCGCGCAAGUCGGCACGACCACUAGCGCAGCCAACAACACGACAUCCACAUCAACGACAACCACAUCCAAUUUCAAAAGACAGAACACAAUUGAUUCGGCCUCCAUCAAAGAGAACACCGUACGGAUCGCCCAAAUGCAGGUGCAGAGCGGCGCUCGGCCCCUGUCCGCGCAGCCCAAGCCCGAGCCGCGCUCGCGCACCAUGACGGCCGGCGCCGCGCGCCGCUCCACGCACGACCAACCGCCCAAGCUCAGCCCGCCCCCGCCCGCGCCCAGCAUGCAAUUCCUGCAAUCGGACAGCGCUACGCCGGAGACCAAGAACGGGAACGGCACCAAGACACACGUGAAGAGUGCCUCCAUCAGUUCAGCUACAGGCCAACCGCCGCUCGCUGAUGCUGCGCAGCAUAACGCCUCCGCGAGGGACCUCGCACAGCCUAGGCCCAGCCUGAACACGCAGCUCAGCACGACGGCGAGCACGGGCGCGGCGGCGACGCGGCGCGACUUCCCCAACCAACUCGUGUUCCCGCGCAACGUGCCGUCCAGGUCCACCUUCCAUUCAGGCCAGACGCGGUCGCGCGGCGCGUCGGCGGGCGGCGCGUACGGCGACGGAGGCUCCCCGCACCAGGCGCGACCAUCCUUCUUCUCCAAGCUCUCGUCCAGGUUCUCCAAGCGCCUCUCCGUGUUGGGGGAGUCGACGACUCGUCAGAAACUGCGCAUAUUCUCCUCGCUGGACAUUCAGCGGAGGCCGUUGGAUGCAACCACCCCGAAGCAUGCCGUAGGCGCUAGUCCACAAACCUUGCUUGGACAAGGCAACGAUGAGCAGGUGAAGCCGCGAGUUCUGCGCUUCACGUGGAGUAUGAAGACCACCUCCUCACGGGACCCUAAUGAGAUUAUGGCCGAGAUUCGCAAGGUUCUAGACGCGAACAACUGCGAUUACGAGCAGCGCGAGCGUUUCCUGCUCCUCUGCGUACAUGGCGACCCUAACGCGGACUCGCUAGUGCAGUGGGAGAUCGAAGUGUGCAAGCUGCCUCGCCUCUCGCUCAACGGCGUGCGCUUCAAGCGGAUAUCCGGCACCAGCAUCGGCUUCAAGAACAUUGCGUCAAAGAUCGCGAACGAGCUCAAACUGUGACUGCCCGGGAGCGCCCCGCGCCGCCGCCGCCGCCGCCGCCCCUCCCCCCCCUCCCCGCGCCGCGAGCGCUCCUCCUCCUCCGAGCGCGCGCCGCCCCCCCCUCCCCCCCGCACCGACUCGCUGCGCCUCUCCGCCGAGGACAUGGUUGUCAUGGCCAACGGCGGCAUGCGGACCCCUUCAGGUGCGUUAGCUCACUUCUUAGCCGCGUACACGCCGGCGGAACUUUCGUUAGCACGCAGCGACUAUUUACGACCACCGCUCUCGCCGAAUCCUUCCCAAACUAUCCAGCCUAGGUCGUCCCUGUCUUUGAGAGCUGAUAGUGCGGAUUUAGAUGCGGGUAAAGCGACGCUGCGGCCACGAAUGCCGCAUCAGUCUUAUUCGUACAGCGUGCACACGCUGCGUCGGCAGCCGCGAGCGGUCUCCCCCCCCUCCCCCCCCUCGCCCUGCGACUGUCUCCCGACGCAUCCCAUCCCCCCGCCGGAGCUUUUCGACUUUUA
Cydia amplana is the source of this 4013-nucleotide messenger RNA. It is a transcript of the gene par-1, whose product is annotated as MAP/microtubule affinity-regulating kinase 3-like. Gene Ontology annotation, cellular component: cytoplasm. The record is from RefSeq and is a predicted model, not a curated record. Gene Ontology annotation, molecular function: protein serine/threonine kinase activity; tau-protein kinase activity; ATP binding. Gene Ontology annotation, biological process: microtubule cytoskeleton organization; protein phosphorylation; intracellular signal transduction. Lineage: Eukaryota; Metazoa; Arthropoda; Insecta; Lepidoptera; Tortricidae. The coding region runs from base 334 to 3516 and encodes 1060 amino acids. The transcript is spliced from 23 exons.